AUGCAGUACGGUUCCAAGAUGGCCGGCAAGCCGGCAACUAGCACUCAAGGAGCCACAUCUUCAAUGCAAGAGUCCCGAGGAAGCAAGUCUAGUAGGAGCUCAGAAAAUAAUCCGUUCAUCGAAUGUGCAACGUCGCUGUCCAACUUAGCCUCAGCUAAACUCAAAAUUAAAGAUUGCCGGGAAUGUGAUUAUGAAAAGUACGACGUUCGCAUGGAAGGUCAAAUUGUUGAAUCUUUUGAAGAUGUGCCCCCCCGGAAGGAAGGACAGACACAACAAUGCUCUCAGUCUGGCAGCCAUAUUCCAGCACUUGGUGAAUCUAUUGUGUAUCUCUGCACUCCAUACACGAAUAAGUUUGAAAAGAAAUCCACUACAAUGAGUGUAGGUGGCACUAAAAAGGAACUCAUAAAUGGACACCCAAUUUACAUGCUUCUACUAGUUGCAGCAAAAGACCAUGAUAUGACUCCUCUGGGAAGUGCGCAUGAUGCCAGGGUUCUGGAUGGGGCUCUAACUGGCCCAAAUCAUUUUUCAAUGCCGCCCUCAGGUAAGAACUAUUUGGUGGACUCUACAUACCGCAACAUGUCUGGAUUUUUACCUCCUUAUAGGGGACGGCAAGCAGAUUUAAGUGGUCGCAGGCAUGGAACAUUUGCCAGAGCAAAAGAGCUCUUUAACUAUAGGCACUCGUCGUUACGUAACGUUAUCGAGAUAACAUUUGGUGUGCUGAAAAAGAGAUUUGCUAUCCUACAGGGAGCCGUGCCGAACUACCUAAUGACAACACAAAUUAAUGUAGUUAUUGCAUGUUGUGCCGUUCACAAUUUUAUAAGAGAUCAACUCCUUGACGACAUGUAUUUUGCGAACCCAGAAGAGGGAGAUCCAAAUGAGAUUGGUGCAAUUCCCUCCUAUCCAGAGAUACAGCCGCUACAUUAUCCGCCCAAAAUUGUUCACCAAUGGAGUGCCAUGAGGGAUACGAUGGCCAAGACUAUGUUCGCUGCUUAUAGAAAUACGCGCACUCGAUGA
Molecule: messenger RNA, 1014 nt
Organism: Coffea eugenioides
Lineage: Eukaryota; Viridiplantae; Streptophyta; Magnoliopsida; Gentianales; Rubiaceae
Exons: 4
Coding region: 1-1014 (337 amino acids)
Source: RefSeq, a predicted model, not a curated record